UAUUGAGGGCGGUGCCUACCUACUAGCUGCCGGUAGGCUGGGUUGUUGUUGUGUGUGUGUGUUGGGGGAAAAGUACUUAAAAAGUAGACAAACUACUCCUCUAAAAUGGGAACCCGAGAUGACGAAUACGACUAUUUGUUCAAAGUCGUGCUAAUCGGAGACUCUGGAGUGGGGAAGAGCAACCUGCUGUCCCGUUUCACGAGAAAUGAGUUCAACCUGGAGAGCAAGAGCACCAUCGGGGUGGAGUUCGCCACCCGGAGCAUCCAGGUGGACGGCAAGACGAUAAAGGCUCAAAUUUGGGACACGGCUGGACAGGAACGCUACAGAGCCAUCACCUCAGCGUAUUACCGGGGUGCAGUUGGAGCUCUCCUGGUUUACGACAUCGCCAAGCACCUGACAUACGAGAACAUUGAGCGCUGGCUGAAGGAGCUGAGGGACCACGCCGACAACAACAUCGUCAUCAUGCAGGUCGGAAACAAGAGCGACCUCCGUCACCUCAGGGCGGUGCCCACUGACGAGGCUCGAGCCUUCGCAGAAAAGAACGCUAUCUCAUUUAUUGAAACCUCCGCCUUGGACUCCACUAAUGUAGAAGAAGCCUUUAAGAACAUUCUCACAGAAAUCUACCGUAUCGUAUCUCAGAAGCAAAUAUCGGACAGAUCUGCAAACGAUGAGUCUCCAGGCAACAACGUAGUGGACAUAAGCCUCCCUCCAACCUCAGACGGCCAGCGGGGCAAUAAACUCCCCUGCUGCCAAAGCCUGUGACGCUCACGUUUCCUAUUUCCUGUUUGACUUUCUGUCGGUCUUUUCAUCUCUUCACCUCUGGUUCACUUCAGUUGUCAUGCUGCUGUCAGCAUGAUGCCCUCAUGGGUUCAAAAGUCUGUAACACCAGGACUCUUUGUACUUGACAUUCCUUUUUUUUUCUGUUUUACUUCUUUGUCUGUUUUUGUUCUGUUUUUUUCUUCCCUCUUAAUUCUCCAUUCUCCUGUCCUCAAGAAUUUACGGCCUCGUGAUAGUCUGCAGAAGGACAGAGUGUAAAGCUCUUCUGAGGUCGAUCCUUAGUUAACUAGCCUUUAUGGUCCCAUUGAGCCGCUCCUGUUGAAGGAAUGGUGAGGGAUCAGUAGACCUGUGCGUCAGCGCUUCAACUGGUUUGUCUCCUUUUCCUCGGCUUGCAAUGAUACAGACUCUUGCCACGAUCUGCUGCUACAGUGGAAUCCCAAUUUCAUGUCUGGUUGACCUGAUUCUGCUUGUCACGCAGUACGGGUGUAGAAGAGAUGAGAAGAAGGUACCGCUGGAGUAUUGAUGUGUCCUCCCGCUCUGUCUGGAGUUUCUAUUUGCCUCUUCGAUUUUAAUUUUCCUCUUCGAGCCCCGUGCCCACCGUGGCAUGAAAUUAGCAUGAGCCAGGGAUCAGACUGGCUGUGACUGUCUGACUUAAUAAGUGUAAGUGUGAAAGAAAUUAAUUGAUUUUAUUCGUCUGUUGUGUGUGUGUGUGUGUGUGUGUGUGUGUGUGUGUGUUAAUCUUGGUGCACAGAGAUACCAAAGUAGACGGAUGCAAUCUUAUCAGUUUUGGGUUUUCUCAUUUAAAGCGUGUUCAAGUUGCAUUUCAUUGCUGUAUUUGGCGAACCACUCCAUGCUAUUUGCUAAAGAUCUGUAAUGCUAAAUAGCAAAAAAUUAAUGUUAUGAAUUGUGGUGUGUGAUUUAUUAUUUGUGUGAUAAUACUAUCAGCCUGGAUCAAAGUUGGCUGAGGUCAAAAUUUUUCUUUUAACAAGCUGUCUGGAAAAUGAAAAUCUCUUUUGCACUUAUGUCCAAUCAUUUCAGUGGAACAAAUCAUCAUUUAAAAAAGAAAAAAACACUCAAACGUCAUCUCCCUGUUGGUUGUAAAGACAGAAAACAUCUGUUGUGUUCUUUUGUCUUAAACAUCAUUUUCCUCACAUGUACUCAUUCACCCUUUUUGUUUUCAUUUGAAUGUGACAUCUGUUAAAGGGAAAUGGAUAAAGAAGUGUGUAACCUGAGAUCAUUUAAAUGGAAAAUAAACCACUUAAAAAUACUCUUCAUGUAACACUUUAACUCCACCCAGCUGGGAAAGUGGAACUGAAAAUCAGAAAUGCAAAUUGUUUGUGUGCUUGGCUGAAAUGCCUCUUAAUCACUCGUGGGAGAAAUGCUUUCAUGCGUUAUUGAUUCAAUGAUAUUUCACAUUUCUUCAAAUAUAUGUAAAGGCAGCAAACUUGUUUCUGUUCAUUUUGCAUUACACACAAAAUACUGAAGCUGAAAAUAAACCUGGUUCACAUGACCAUACACUAUAGAAGACAGACUU
Molecule: messenger RNA, 2311 nt
Organism: Anoplopoma fimbria (sablefish)
Lineage: Eukaryota; Metazoa; Chordata; Actinopteri; Perciformes; Anoplopomatidae
Product: ras-related protein Rab-11B-like
Exons: 5
Coding region: 106-762 (218 amino acids)
Biological process (GO): exocytosis
Cellular component (GO): recycling endosome
Molecular function (GO): GTPase activity; GTP binding
Source: RefSeq, a predicted model, not a curated record